This is a messenger RNA of Microdochium trichocladiopsis, 1881 nucleotides long. RefSeq lists its product as uncharacterized. The record is from RefSeq and is a predicted model, not a curated record. Bases 56 to 1534 code for a protein of 492 amino acids. Lineage: Eukaryota; Fungi; Ascomycota; Sordariomycetes; Xylariales; Microdochiaceae. The transcript has a single exon.
CUACAACUGUGGUCAUCAGCAGCCAGCCGACAAUCGCCCUCGGCAACAUCCAUCAAUGGCGACAGUAGCAUCACAUCACCAACAAUCCCCUCAAACUCGUUGGCUCGCGUCCUGGGUGGAAGACGUAAAGUCUGCGACAACGCGCGCCACUCGGAAGCGCCCCGCUAUGUCUUCCCCUCCACGGAGCCCAAGUCCAACGAAGCGACCACGACGUCAACCCGGUACUUACAGGGACGACGUAGCCUCUACAGAAUCAUGCGCACAAUCCAUGUCAGACGCCGAACACCAGAAUCCAGAUGACACGGCGUCGACGCCACGACCAUCACGAGGACGCGUCUUCGACACAGUUGCAAGAGCGCAGCCCGCACCAUCACUUGUCUCAUCCCCAUCGUCCAAUUCGAUUACCUCGCUUGCGUCAUCAACAACUUCUCAGCGCUCGCGCACGAGUAUCAGCCCGCGCAAACGAGCCCUAGCUUUGCUACAGGCUGACGACCUGCCUAUUGUGUCGUAUCCGAUGAGCAACAUUCAUAGUCAUGCAGGCAUGACCACGGCGACACGCAACCUCCUCGAGGAUUUGACAAAGAUUCGGGCACGGCAAGGUAUCUUUCCUCAGCAACUGAAGCAGCACAUCCAGGAAACCAGCGAUCCACUCGUCGAUGCCAUUGGAGACUACAUGUUUUCGAUCGACAAAGCAGACACCACUCCAACAUUAUCGACUUCACUUGAUGCUCCGCUCACCGUUGCAGCAAGCUCAGGUAUCCUGGAUCGGCUGUUCGCGCAUCGGUCUAUCAUCGAGGUCGUGGCAGCCAGCAACUUCUGCGCAGACCCCAUUCGACCGGUCAAUGAGGCGGGAUGGAAUGAUAGAGUACAUGCACGAGUUUUGGACAUGGCACUCAAGGAGGCAACAUGCCUUCUUUUUCACAACAUCACCACUGUCAGCCCAGCUCACGAUUUCCGUGAUCCGAAUCCCACAUUAAAAGACAGCAAGAUUGAUUACGGUAUAUUCCUCUCGCCGUCUUCAACAGAGCCACUCAAGGACGCUUUCGAUUCUUUCCUCCGUGCUAGGCGGGGUCCUGUUGGUUUUCCAGUUCGGCAAUUGAAUGCCCUCCAUCAGUUCGAAUCCGACCGCCCGAUGAGUGUGGGCAUUGAGACCAAACGCGAGCAUGGUGGUGAUGCCCAAGGCUCCAAUCAGCUGGCGAAUUGGGCUCGCAUCCACUUCCGCCAUCUUCGGAGCAUACUCCGUGCAGUCGCUCCAAGAAAAAAACCGUUUCCGACUGAUAUCUUGACGCUUCCUCUAAUCGCAGUGGAGGGCGCGAGAUGGGAUCUCAAGCUGGCUUUCUACCGGCCGUCAGGCUCUGGCGAACAAACUACUGGCACGGUGGUGAUAUAUGAUCGGGUGUCUCUUGGUUCAACUGCGUCCGUCACCGACUGUUACGCCUUGCUGUGUGCCUUACGCAGAUUGGGUACGUGGUGUGAAGAUGCCUAUGCUGUAGCUUGGAAAGAUCUGUUACACGACAACGAAAGACCAGGAUAACACCAACCACAACCAGAGGGGGAAUGUACUCUAAAGUGAAUAAUCUACCAAGUCCUGCAAUGCCGUGUCCAGUCUCGCCUGCUUCACGUCGCUCCGUGACAUGUAGGCAGUCACUGCCUUUCCCUAGAUCCCAUCCUUCCACACUCCUGAUGACGUGCUUCGCUUCAGGGGUUUCGACGCGCUUCUUGGUGAUGGGAGGAUGAACUCUGUCUACCUCACCGAAACUGCGCUGAGUGAUCAUGCCAUCCAAGGCUUAACGAUAAGGCCAGACCUGUCGGGUAGCCUUAAUUGACAUGACCUUGAAAUGCUCAAUCACGGCUUCCGAGAUUGCAGGUUGACCUCGCUUG